ACAUCAUUAUUGGAAAACAAUAUAUGAAUUUAUUUCUAAAUUUCAAUCUAAAUUAAAUAUUUUUCAAUGACUAAUGAGACUGAAGAGUCAGGUGAGAAUGCUGGCACUGGUGGACCAAGUCAGUCUGCCUCAAUGGGCAGCCUCAGUCAGGAUACUGGUGGUAGCCCUGAGAUAGAAAAGCAACCUUCUAAUUUUAAUGGAGUCCCUGGUUCAAAUUCAUCAUCCCUUAGUCAUGAUCCAUCGUGGCCUGGGACUGCUAUGUCCCAAACAAGUACCAAAAUUACCAAGAGUCACUGCCAUGGAGGAGAAAAUGGUGAGCAGCAAGAGAGAAGUUCAGUCCUGAAAACCUUGAAUGACUAUUUACCAAAGUAUGGCUUCAAAGUUGAUUUGGAUCAUAGAUUCCCUAAGAAGUGGGAUCCCUAUGUUAUACCUCCCCUGGGUAUGGUCAUGGAGAUGCUACUACCAGGUGUUAGGUAUUUGAAGCAUUUUAUAUCUUCAAUUCUGAAGUCAAAGAAGCCCUUCAUUGACCUAUUCAGAUUGGUUUCCAGCAAGUGCAUGUAUGGUGUUCCUCUGGGUGGAAUAGGAUGUGGCACAAUCGGUCGAGGCUUCAGAGGUGAGUUUUGCCGCUUCCAAAUGACCCCAGGAAAUGUUGAUUUCAACACAGCUGCAGCUGAUCAGUUCAUCCUCACAGUGAGAUCAGAGGCGGGCAAGACUCUACUGCAGAAAGUGCUUUCUCCUUCAAGUCGCCCCAAAGGCCGCAAAUUGUCAGCAUGGGACUGGCAGUGUAACAGUGAGAUCCAGGGCAGAUACUGUGGUCUUUACCCUCGCUCAUGGACUGUGUACGAUAUCCCCAGACUGCAGUUACGGCUCAUCUUGAGACAAGUCUCCCCUGUCAUCCCUGGGGAGUACAAGGAUUCGUGUUUGCCAGUGGGUGUAUUUGUGUGGACUGUGGAGAACUCGAGCAGCCAGGCUCUGCAAGUCUCCAUCUGCAACACCUUCAAGAACGGAACUGGGGGCCCAGACGACGUCAAGGGGUCGUGCUGGAGUGAGACGAGGUGUGGUGACAGCGACGCUGUGAUGCUGCACCACACAUACCGUGGUGCUGACGUCACCUACUGCCUCGCUGCCCCCCGACAGACGGGCGUGAAGACCUCAGUUUGCCUCGCUCUCGACCCCAACGGGAAUGGAGCGGAGCUCUGGAAGUCCCUACAGACCACAGGCCAACUCCAGACCACCUUCUCCUCCCCCCCAGACCCCGCCACGCCUGUUCCCGUAUCAGAGUUGGCGGUGGCGCUGAACUGUGAAGUGAUGGUACCUGCUGGCGGGACAAGCAGCUUCGAGACCGCCCUGUCCUGGGACAUGCCCGUCGUUUCCUUCAAGGCGAGAACGCGUCAGCACAAACGGCGAUAUACACGCUGGUUCAGCGGUACCGAUGCUGCCGCCGCGAUUGCGAGCUACGCGCUCCAGCGCUACCGCCACUGGGAGACGCAAAUCGACGCUUGGCAGAGCACCAUACUUGACGAGCCGAAGCUGCCAGAGUUCUUCAAGAGCGCGCUGUUCAACCAGCUCUACUACGUCGCUGACGGGGGGACGGUCUGGCUCGACGUUGAUGACGACGAAGCUUCCAGCUUCCCAAGCCACGACCCGCGGUUGGAGUACGGACGGUUCGCAUACCUGGAGUCGCACGAGUACCGCAUGUACAAUACGUACGACGUUCACUUCUACGCGUCAUGGGCGCUGGUGAUGCUGUGGCCGGAGCUGCAGCGCGUCCUUCAGUACGACAUGGCCAUGUUUUCCAUGCAGGAGGACACUACACUCCGAACGUACAUCAUAUCUGGCAACUCUGGCACAAGGAAAGCUCCCAACACAGUCCCACAUGACAUCGGGGACCCUGAAGACGAGCCGUUCUCUCGCAUCAAUGCCUACAUCGCUCAUGACGUCAAGGGAUGGCGGGACCUGAACCUGAAGUUUAUUCUGCAGGUGUAUCGCGACUUCAAGCUUUUCGGCUCGGACAUGCGCUACCUGAAAGACAUGUGGCAGACGUGCGUGGCUGUGAUGGAGAGCUCCAGCAAGUUCGACACGGACGGCGAUGGCCUCAUCGAGAACAGCGGAACUGCGGACCAGACCUUCGAUACGUGGGUCAUGCACGGACCAUCCGCGUACUGCUGUUCGCUCUGGCUUGCCGCUUUGGGCGCCAUGGAGGAGCUCGCGGACGUCCUGGGCUGUGGGGAAGAGCGCACCAAAUACGCACAAAUGCUCACCAAGGCCCAGACCUCCAUGGAGAAGAAGCUUUGGAACGGCUCGUACUACAACUUCGAUAGCUGCGACCACCCACACCACCUGACCAUCAUGUCAGACCAGCUAGUAGGCCACUGGUAUCUCAGCCUCUCCGGCAACAACAAAGAGGUUUUCAAAAAGGCUCAUGUGGUAACCGCUUUGAAAACCAUGUAUGAGCAAAACGUGAUGAAAUUCUGCAAUGGGAACAUGGGCGCCGUGAACGGCAUGAAACCUGACGGGGAAGUGGACUGCCACACCGUCCAGAGCCAGGAGAUGUGGCCGGGCACCGCCUUCGCCCUGGCUGCCACAUUCAUUAAAGAGGGCAUGUUGGACGAGGGCUUCCGCACGGCGGAGGGCAUCUACAACACAACCUACUACGAGACCGGCCUGGCCUACGACAUGCCUGAGGCGCUCUACGCCACGGGUCACUACCGCGCCGUGGGCUACAUGCGGCCUCUUAGUGUGUGGUCCAUGUACCGCGCCUGGUGCCUCGUUAACAACAAGUGAUCCCCACACCAAUAAUGUGUGGUCCAUAUACCGCGCUUGGUGCCUCGUUAACAACAAGUGAUCCCCACACCAAUAAUGUGUGGUCCUUGUACCUCGCCUGGUACCUCGUUAACAAAAAGUGAUACCCACACCAAUAAUGUGUGGUCCUUGUACCGCGGCCUGGUGCCUCGUUAACAACAAGUGACCACCACACCAAUAAUGUGUGGUCCAUGUACCGCGCCUGGUGCCUCGUUAACAACAAGUGACCAGCACACCAAUAAUGUGUGGUCCUUGUACCGCGCCUGGUACCUCGUUAACAAAAAGUGACCCGCAUCCCACAACAAUAACGUGUGCUUCAAGUACUAGAAUAGGAAUUCUAUUUUGAUACGCUCUUGUUUUUUAAAUGGAUUGUUAUAAGUUGAAAAACAUGAACCAAUUAGAAAAUGUGCUAAUUAGCCUUCAAAUUCAACAGUAUGCAAUGAAUACUUUUUCAAAAUGGGAUAACUAUAACUGAUAACAAAUUAAUGGUGAUAUUCCUGUAAAGUGUCAGGGGAUUUGCAGAGAAAUUUAAUAGGUCGGUAGUAUGCCAAGCCAAGUUCAUCAAUGUAUGGUUAUUUAGAGGUAUUUCCUGAUUACGAUUGGGUUUGAAUCUUAGUGUGUCGUGUGAAAGAAAGGUUGCGUUGCUAGACAGAAAGGUGAUGUACUGCGAACGCGCUCUAAAUAUAUGUACAUUUUUGAACGUCGGACAUAAUAUUACGGUGUAUUUUAGGACUCUGUGGAUUGUCAAGUUCGAUAAUUAAUGCAGCUGUAAUAGAAUAUGCCAUAUAUUGUCGCUUCAAGGAUAAUUUCAUCUCUGUCUAGUGUUGAGACUAGGGAAGUGGAGUCCUAUGAAAUUCAGUUAUUACAAACGCGGUUUUAGGCGUUAGAAUAUACGGCGUUAAUAGACAAUAUUUAUUGAAAAUCGAAUUCCAGUGUUGAGUACGACCCGUUUCUUUACGAAAGUAUACACAUCCAAAUUUUCUUCUGUAUUGAACUUAUGCUCAUGCAUGUAUUAGCAGACCAUUGUAAGCUCCGACGAGGAAGAUCUUACUGCCCGACGAAGCUCUAUCAGAAAUUCAUACGUGAGACAAUAAUCUUUGCGGUACAUGUUCGUUGAGAGAGAAAAUAGAUACAAAUUCAUCAGCAUUGUACACCAGUUUGUGUUCGUUGCCGUAGCGCAGAUCUCUUUGAUACUUCAAGGCAAUUUAUUUUUCGGAUCUGUAAUUUAUCUGGUCAAGUUAUUGCUCAUCAUGGAUAAAUAUAUUAUAUUCUAUUCCAAACCCAUGUGUAGCGCGCUUACUGCAGCUCUUACUAUUAGCUAUAUUUUUUUCCUAAAGUUGAGAUUUUUUUUUUGUUUUGCUGUUGAGUGUCUUCAUGUUAUUCUGGAAUCAUAAUAAACUAAAUGUUUUGUUUGUCGGUUGCUGUUAAUGGAAAUAAUAUGAGUGGUAACAAUGUGUUGUUGCAGUUAUGUAUACCAUUUAUGUAUGCGAAGCAUCUCCAUAUGUGAUCAUAUUGUAACAUCUACCUGUAUUUUAUAGCUGCAGAGUACAGUUUAUGAUACAAAUAAUAUAUAAGAUUCAAAUGCAUGCCAUGUAAGGUGAAAUUUAAAAAUACUCAUAAAGGCAUUGUAAGGUAAGCCUUCCAUAUUUUUGUGUAGUUGUUUUCGUUGUUACUGUGGUUCCCUUUGUUCGUUUCAUCAGAAGCGCUCGAAGACUUCCACCUGCACCAUAUCAAACCGCUGCUCAGGAGAAUAUUUUAGUUGUAUGGUGGCAGCUGCCAAGUUCUGGCAUGCUGGACAAGGAUUGCCGCAUUUUUGGAGGGAAUCCGCAAAGUUAAUACUUCCACUUUUUUUUUUUUGCUAGUCAGACGUUAGAGGGCAUUUUACGUUUCAAAGGCGUUGUGGUAUCUGAAUGCGGGUCUCGGAUCUUUGGUCAAGUUGUCGUGUGGGCACAAUUCCUUGCACUUCCUUUCCCUUGAGCAGUUGAGCGAAAGGUAGCCAUCUAUUGUACGAGCAUCGGCGUUUCUGUUCUUCUGUUGAAAAAUUUUUUCAGCGAAGUGCUAUCUCCGCUGUUUCUAUGUAACUUCAGCCGGCCAGUAAUUUGUGUCCAUACGCCCCUCCUACGAGAUAAAUGUCGAUGUUUGAUGCAAGAAUCUUGUUACCAGUUAUGAUUGCAUGGAAUCCGUGUAAUAUUAUUUCAUUGCUUUUGCGUUUUUAAUACAGUUAUCUAUAAUGCUACUACUGCAUGUACUUUAAACACUACUACUAAUAUUACUACUGACAGCGUUGCAAGCGCCUGUGUGCCCUCAACUUGAGUGCUUCAUCUAAUUGUUGUGUUGUUUGAUUAAAGUUGUAACGUCAAGCAGCAUCCGUGGCGCUCGUGGUCGCACUUUCAGGCAAGGUCUGAAGUUAUGAUGACCUCCGCUGAUGACGAUGUCCUGGCAUUCUAGUGACAGAUGUCAUGGUGUGGCUAUGGGUUAGACAUCAGAAUAGAUAUCAUUGUGCCGUCGCUAAUUAAGGCUGAUUUCCACAGCGAGCUCGCGUGAGAUAUCCUCGUCAUGUUCGUGUCUGAAAUCGCUAAUAUUUGUCUCCCAGUUUAUUAGGGAUGUGUGUAUGUUUAAUGUCUACUGAUUGAUAGUUGAGUUGUGGAAUAAAGUUGGACAUUGUGGUUGAUUUUCACGCUCAUUUGCUAUUGGCCUGGAGUAGCUUGAAGGUAUUGGAAAUUAUAGUGAAGGUUAAGGUUUGUGUAGUACGGAUAAAAAAUUAGUGAUGCUAAAGUUUAAUGAUCGUGAUAUUGCAAUGUAACUGCAACGGUUUGUUUUUAAGCAACAAGCCGUAAGUUUGAGUGACUUCAUUACUUCCUGACAUUUUCCUUCGCGUACAUCACCUCCACAGUAAUCCAUGCCUGUUGAUGCCCGUAUCGUCAAAGGUUUAAAGUCAUCGUCCUGCUGACGGUAAAUAAUAAUUCAAAUUAAAAUAAGUUACCUACGUGCCAAACUUGAUUGCUGAAUAAAUUCUAAUCAUUAUAUACUCUGUAGCCUUAGAGUAUUUACAAUGUAAGUCUUGGUGUGGGAUUGAAUAGAGCAGCGAGGUAAUUUGAGUGUACUGUACUACGGAGCACUAGAGCCUUAUCCAGUGUAGAGAGUGCGGCGGCUUAGGUUGACGCUUUACUCACUCGUGCAUGCUCAUCUGGCUGUAGACAUUCCUAUCCGAUAUAUACCUGUUGGUAACUUGGUAUUUCACGAUGUAAUUUUACAAGAAUUUUUCUUCCAAGCAUUUAGCGAUUCAUCUCGUUUACGGAGAGGUGUUAGCGUUACAUUUUAUGUUUUUUUUACAUAAUUAAUAAGGAAUUAUUAUCUCGUGUGACAACACAGAAAUUGAGUAGCCUUUCACAUGAUACUUAUUUCAAGUUAAACUCAGUAAUUGUAUGUAUUGCAGGUGUUUUAGUAUAUGCUAUUGUUAUCAUUUGAAACAUUCCCGAAAAUUCCAUCUGGUUUCCCUAUAAUUUUCAAAUUUGAUGCAAUUCAUACAGAUCAUUUUUGCAUGCUUUUAAAAAUAGUGGUUUCUGUUGCAUAGAGCGAUCAAUUUGGUAGUUCAUAACUUCAUGAUUUUCAUGCUAAAUGAUUGUCUGUUGAUGAUUUUUAUCUCGUUUUGUCUGAUGAUUUUUCUCUCGUUUUGUCUGAUGAUAUUUCUCUCGUUUCUUCCUCCAGAUCAUUUAUAUGUUGUUCUUAAGUGUUAUCUUCCUAGUGCUUACGGUUAUGUUUUGUCGGUUAUUUUUCUAACUUAAAUCAUCCGUGUUUCUUCACCGUCUUCCUUCGAUGGUUACUCAUUCUUUGUAUUUUUUGAAGAAUCAUUCGUGCCAUACUCGACGAACAAAUCGAAAGCUGUGUUUUACGGUAAAGUUAGUGUAGAAAGCGAAUGGCUUUCUACCCACCAUUGCACUGCGCAGGUUGAUAAUUGUUCAUUCGUUUGUGCUUUUAGUCACCAUCAUUUCAUGCAUCGCCUAUCGGAAUUAUAGUCUGGUUUAUCAACCAAACACUCGGCACUGAUUGUAUUCCUUUUUUUAGUUUUGCUAAAAUGGUGAUAUUUUGUUUCGAGUUUCGAUGUUUCUGAAAGGCUUGUUGGUUUUGCAACAGAAUGUUUCUUGGAACGGAAUGUCUUCCCAGGCUAUUUUUUGGAUUCUGUAUUUGUUGUGACUUGUGCCAAUGCUUAGAGUGUUCCUUCUAUUUGAUCGCUUUUUAUAUGGUGUGGUGAACUAUUUACCUUCGUAAAGUAUUCCGAGCUUCGUAAUUUACAGGAGAGAUUAUUCGCAUAGUCAUAUUUUGUGUUAAAUGAUUGAGUUUUUGUUCGUCUCUCCCAUGUCAUUAAUCCCUGCCAUGAGGCUAUACUUAUUAAGUUCUUCAAAUCUUCUGUCUAGUCGCGUUCCAUCUUCCUGGCCUGCCUGGGCUUUAUGCAGGGCAUUAAACUCGUUUCGACCUCAUGCACAAUUCCGUCUCUUGAAAUAAUAUAGAGUUGGUAAGACUCAAUUGGCUGAUAUGGCUAAGAGGUUGGUGAAGCUUCUUAUUUACUCGUCAAUUUUCACUGCGGCCUUAAGUGCAGCCAGUCGAUUGUUAUAGAAAGCAAUUGCUUGUAAUCAACCGAUUGAGCGACUUGCUAGAUAUCGUUGAAGUUAUGCUGUGGUACAAUGCGCAUCUCUUGGUGGCUGUUGUACGCAGGUAACUGACUGGACAUUGAGAAACACCUGCCCUCUGUUGUAUCUCACAGAAUUUCGAGAAACAUUUCCUUAUCUCACCUAAUCGAAUUGAUUUCCCUAUCUCUCUUCAAAAUGUAUGUAACAUGGCAGGACGAGUGGAUACGAUCUGGAGACAGCUACAAGAAUUCGAAGAAAGUGUCCGGCCAUAGUUUGCCAGGUAUAUGAAGGGGUUUCUUCCCCCCCUUCGUAUUGGGUACUCGUCUGUCGCCUAUGGUCAUUUCAUGGCAAUUCGAUGGGUUUGUGAUCAUGAAAUUUUUACGAGAUUGUUGCUCGGUGGUUGGAGUGCAAUGCUGUUGGUAGCUUUGACAUCAAUGUUCCUUGCUAAUGGUAUCGAGGUGACGCACAGACGGAAGCUACAUAUUUUGCUUUGGUCUAAUAACAGAUUUUAUAAAACUUUUGAGUACUCCGUACAUGUUUCUCAUCUGCUCUAUGUUAUACGCAAUUGGUUUCAAAGAUUUCACGUGGUUUUAUAUUUUAUCUAAGUUAAAAUAAGUUUUUUGUGUCUUCACUAUAUUUUAUUGUUAUAGACAUGCGUAGAAACAUCAAUCAACCAUUCCACACACGCUGAAUAACUUUUAUGUGAAUUAAAAGGUGCGCUGACAAAUUCUUGACUUAGACAACUCCAUUGAUUUCACUAUUUGUUCAUUGAAUGCGCAACCUGUACAGUGUACACUCGUGAGCAAAAUUCAGUCACCAUACAUUUGUGCUGUCAAUGCUGAUUUUAUGGCCUUGCAUUAGUGAAUUUUUCUAUGGACCUGAUUGAAUAUAGAUUUGUGAAA
This is a messenger RNA of Hyalella azteca, 8332 nucleotides long. RefSeq names its product non-lysosomal glucosylceramidase. Bases 67 to 2784 code for a protein of 905 amino acids. The transcript is spliced from 17 exons. Gene Ontology annotation, cellular component: membrane. Gene Ontology annotation, biological process: carbohydrate metabolic process; glucosylceramide catabolic process. The record is from RefSeq and is a predicted model, not a curated record. Gene Ontology annotation, molecular function: glucosylceramidase activity; beta-glucosidase activity. Lineage: Eukaryota; Metazoa; Arthropoda; Malacostraca; Amphipoda; Hyalellidae.